AUGAGCGUCAAGAGAUUCCUCCGUUUUGUUGAUCAGAGCGGGACGAUUCAAUAUGGCGAGCCAACAGCGUCAGAUAUCAAAGGAAAUUUAGAAGGGAAGUCUGUUGAAGUUUUAUCGGGAGAUCCAUAUCGUGGAUUGAGCAAGACUGGAAAGCAGGCUACGAUCAAGCAGCUCCUCGCUCCAGUAGAAUCAACACCAAUAUUCGAAUGCAUCGGUCUGAAUUACGGUCAACACGCCAAAGAAUGUAAUCUCACCGUCCCCACAUACCCCAUGGUCUUCACCAAACCCCCCGACGCCCUCGCCGCCCCCUACGAACCCAUCCCUAUCCACCCCUCCGCCCAAUCCCAACUCGACUACGAAGGCGAACUCACCAUCCUCAUCUCCCGCACCGGGAAAAACAUCCCCGAAUCCUCCGCCCUCGACCACGUCCUCGGCUACACAGUCGGGAACGACAUCUCCGCGCGGAACUUCCAAGCCCCCGCCUCAGUGUCAGGCAACCAAUUCGGGUAUGCCAAAUCCUUCGACAAAUUCGCGCCGAUCGGUCCAUGUGUCUUGCUGGCUGAUGGAGGAAUCGAUCCGCAGGAUUUGUAUUAUGAGACGAGGGUUAAUGGGGUGGUGAGGCAGAGGACGAGGACGGAUGAUAUGAUUUGGAGUGUGAGGAAGAUUAUUGCGCAUUUAAGUAGGGGGACGACGUUGAGGAGGGGGACGCUGAUUAUGACGGGGACGCCGAGUGGGGUGGGGCUGUUUAUGGAGCCGAAGGGGUUUUUGGAGGAUGGGGAUGUGGUGGAGGUUGAGAUGGAGGGGGUGGGGGCGUUGAGGAAUAAGAUUGUUUUUGAAAAGUGAGGUGGAGGAGGGUGGUGGAUGGGGUCGCCAAGGUGGUCUGAGUUGUGAAGAGGACGUUUGGUGACAAAUAAAAGUCUUAGAACUUAGGUGUCAAGUGUCCGGAAUUCCCUUUUUGAGACUCGUGUGCUUUGUUUUGUCGCCCUCGACUUAAGCGAAGACUUUGAAAUUUGGAUUUUGAUCCUGCGAGCCACCAUAGGUGUCA
Messenger RNA from Cadophora gregata, 1045 nucleotides. RefSeq lists its product as uncharacterized. Lineage: Eukaryota; Fungi; Ascomycota; Leotiomycetes; Helotiales; Ploettnerulaceae. The record is from RefSeq and is a predicted model, not a curated record. Gene Ontology annotation, molecular function: acetylpyruvate hydrolase activity. Bases 1 to 843 code for a protein of 280 amino acids. The transcript is spliced from 3 exons.